Molecule: messenger RNA, 272 nt
Organism: Perkinsus marinus ATCC 50983
Lineage: Eukaryota; Perkinsozoa; Perkinsida; Perkinsidae
Exons: 1
Source: RefSeq, a predicted model, not a curated record
AUGUCUAACGGCGGGUACUGCCCUAUUGGUGGCAAAUGCAGCAAUCCUGAGUAUUGUGCCGAAGGCUCCAUUUUCGAGCAGUCCAAUCAAGCCGGAGUUUGCCUAAGUUGCGGAGCGGAUGUGGUGAAAAAAGGAUACUACUGCGCUAACGGCACGAGCUCAGUCUGUCCACCUGGAUAUUACUGUCCUGUGGGUGGUACGUCCGGUCCUAUUCCUUGUCCGGAGGGAUAUUUCUGUAAACAAGGCUUUGCGAAGCCUGAGUCCUGCCCCUG